Geodia barretti is the source of this 357-nucleotide messenger RNA. The record is from the annotation of a GenBank genome assembly. NCBI's taxonomy places the organism in Eukaryota, Metazoa, Porifera, Demospongiae, Tetractinellida, Geodiidae.
AUGACAACAGUUAUCGAUUACAACUCUGAACAGAGUUGGCAUUUCCUCGAUUUGGUGGACGAUGAGGUUGAGCGCGGCGAGUUGGAAGAGGCCAGCAACAAGUUGUGGGGCGCUGCCGCCCAUGCCAUCGAAACCGUCGCCGAACGCAGAGGUUGGGCCCAUGGCUCGCAUAGCGAUUUAGUGGACACCGUGCUGCGUUUGAUCGAUGAUGAAGGCGCUCCGCCGCUGUUGUACACUUACUACGGAUUGGCAAACUGGUUUCACUCGCGGUUCUACGGUUGGCCACCCAACGGCGAUGAAAUCCGCCAUGGAAAAGGGGAAAUGGCCGACUUCAUCCGCCUGCUGGAAGGCCUGUGA